Messenger RNA from Carya illinoinensis, 2469 nucleotides. RefSeq names its product pentatricopeptide repeat-containing protein At1g66345, mitochondrial. The transcript has 2 exons. The record is from RefSeq and is a predicted model, not a curated record. Lineage: Eukaryota; Viridiplantae; Streptophyta; Magnoliopsida; Fagales; Juglandaceae. Gene Ontology annotation, molecular function: protein binding. Bases 433 to 2085 code for a protein of 550 amino acids.
UCAUCUGUGUAAUUUCCCCUCGCCUAGCUGAUUUAAUUAUUUUCAUUUCGGCCCCUGAAGCCAUCAGUUUAUUCCGCGAGUCUUCCCUUCCUUGCCCAUCUGCCUUCUGCUCGUCUCCGAUAGUGUGAAUGAGAGCUGCUUCAAAUCUCUCCAUUUCCAGUUCAAGCAUUAGUGGGGUCACAGUUGCCUUCUACUCGUCUUCUCCGAUAAGUCCCUGUCGCAACUCCUAUUCCGAGUGAGUUUGGCGGAAAAAUGAUGAGAAAAAUUAAAGCCAGACCCUUGACCAAGAAGUCAUGUGCAAUGGCUCCUCUGAACACCCUUCCUGUUAUUGGAUCACCUUGACUAAUCGAAGAUUGACAAUGUUGGAAUGGUGCCAUUUAUUGGUAAACAUUUGCGAAGAUCCUAAUAAUUGCAUCCGUGAUAGAAAAAAUCAUGCUUCUAUUGCAUCGAAUUAUUCCUUCCUUGGUUUCCGUAUCAGUCAGAGAUUCUAUCAAUCUAUGUGUUUACUGUUCUAAAUCAGUGGUAGCUGAAUUCAUUCAUAAUGAUGCAAAGGCAAACUGUGAUACAGUUGUUGAUUCCAUUUGCAGCUCAUUUAGGAGAGGCUGGAACUGGGACAGGCUGACUCAAAAAUUUGAUACUUUGCAGUUAAAUGAUUUGAUGGUAGAAAAAGUACUGUUGGAGUUAAAGGAACCAAAUGAUGCAAAACGGGCUCUGGCUUUCUUCCAUUGGUCAGCACAAAGGAAAACCGUUGAACAUGGUAUUCGGUCCUACUGUAUCACAAUUCAUAUUUUGGUUCGAGCCCGGCUGCUUAUGGAUGCUCGCGCAUUGCUUGAAUCAGUUUUGAAGAAAGGUGUCGGAUACUCCCUUCCAUGUUCAAUAGUGGAUAUUCUACUUAGCAGUUACAAGAUUACUGCUUCAUCUCCAUUUGUGUUUGAUUUGUUAAUACAGGCUUAUGCUAAACUAAGAAUGUUUGAUAUUGCUUUUGAUGCUUGCCACUAUUUGGAAGAACAUGGGUUCUCUUUAAGCCUCAUUAGUUUCAACACUCUGAUUCAUGUUGUUCAGAAAUCUGAUCAAGUUCCUCUAGUUUGGAAGAUUUAUGAGCAUAUGAUUCAGAAAAGAAUUUAUCCAAAUGAAGUAACAAUCAGAACUAUGAUUACUGCAUUGUGCAAGGAAGGGCAGUUGCAGAAAUAUGUUGACGCAUUGGAUCAGAUCCAUGGGAAGAAAUGUUCUCCUUCAGUGAUUGUUAAUACCAGUUUGGUCUUAAGGAUUUUGGAGGAGAGAAGAGUCGAAGAUGGUAUGAUAUUAUUAAAGAGAAUGUUGCAAAAGAAUAUGAUUCUUGACACAAUUGCUUAUUCACUGAUUGUUCAUGCCAAAAUAAAACUCGGGGAUUUGGAGUCAGCAUACAAGGCAUAUGAAGAGAUGCUUAAAAGAGGUUUCCAAGCAAAUUCUUUCAUCUAUACUUUGUUCAUAGGAGCCCAUUGUAAAGAGGGAAAAAUAGAAGAAGCACAUUGCUUGAUGCAAGAGAUGGAAAAUAUGGAUUUGAAGCCGUAUGACGAGUCCUUUGAUCUUCUAAUUGAGGGGUGUGCUAAAGCUGGAAAACUGGAGGAAAGCUUAAGAUAUUGUGAGCAAAUGUUGGGGAGGCGACUUGUUCCCAGUCGUUGGGCUUUCAAUGAGAUGGUAGGAAGGCUCUGUCAGAGUGGGGAUGUGGAGCAGGCCAAUGCAAUGCUAACUAUUUUGUUAGAUAAAGGAUUCUUGCCUGACGAGGUUACAUACUCUCACCUGAUCGAUGGUUAUGGUAGCAAGGGUGAGAUAGAUGAAGUUCUCAAACUCUACUAUGAAAUUGAGUACAAAUCGCUGUCUCCUGGGCUAUUGGUUUACAAGUCAUUGAUUAGGAGCCUUUGCCUCUGCGGGAAAUUAGAGGAAGCUGAAAAAUAUUUAAGAAAGCUGAAAGAACGCUCACUAGUUCCAACUGUGUGCAUUUAUGACACAUUGAUUGCGAGCUACUCUGAGAAAGGUGACAGAACAAGGGUCCUCCACCUUCAGAAUGAAAUGAUUUCACUUGGACUUAAGCCUAGUUGCUCAUAGUUUUUGGGUAAUAAAGCACAAAGAACAUUGAAGACUAGCCAAGUUGAGAAAACAGAGUUAGGGUCCACUCAGGAUGAAGAGUGAUUUGUGUUGACUUUUAACAUCUUCUCCUUAAAUUACCAGUUUUUACUGCUGACCGGGAUUCACAUUGCAGCAGCUUAAGUUGGUCAUAUAAAUUGUACAUGUGGAAAGGAUGUUUAACAUAAAAAAGAGAGAGAUACAAUACACACGAGGAUGGUUUUGUCGUUCCUGUUGGGCUUGUGACGACCUCUGUAAAUAAUUCAAGUUUAGCUAAAUACUCUCUUCUAUGGUCUUUGUCUCCAUGUAAUUCUUUGAUCAUGUGUUGGUGAAUAAAAUUUUGCCUUGGAAUUUGCCAGGAGUGGA